This is a messenger RNA of Thamnophis elegans (Western terrestrial garter snake), 2737 nucleotides long. RefSeq names its product tryptophan 2,3-dioxygenase (gene TDO2). Gene Ontology annotation, molecular function: metal ion binding; L-tryptophan 2,3-dioxygenase activity; heme binding. The record is from RefSeq and is a predicted model, not a curated record. The transcript has 12 exons. NCBI's taxonomy places the organism in Eukaryota, Metazoa, Chordata, Lepidosauria, Squamata, Natricidae. The coding region runs from base 569 to 1789 and encodes 406 amino acids.
CUUGAAGAAGAAUAUUGGGACAUGUUUUCACUCAGAAAGAAUUAACAAAUGUUCAAAACAUUUUAUUAAGUUUGGAAAUGUGAACAUUUGAUUGCUUGAAAACAUUAUGUUUUCAGAGCGGUCUUUCUAUUUAUGUUUUGAACCUAGGACUUAUAAACAAUUUAUAAUUUAUACAUAUUUAAGUAUAUCUGACUUUUAUGCAGAGGAUUUAUAUCACUUAUAUAUUAUUUCCUUCAGCUCUGUAGAUAUCUGAAGUUGAAAAAAUUGCAAUAACCUAAGACUUUGAAAUUCCAUUAAAAGUGCUCCUGUUACCUGUUAUGCUUGUGAAUUUUUUUUUGUUUUGGUUUGUUUUGUUUUGCAAUUGAAUGAGGGAAUUGUUCAGUUAACAAGACAAAUAUUUCAUGACGUUAAUUUCUAGAUCUCCACUGAAUCUGAAUGAUAGCAAGGGUGGGCAUUUCAGGAAGAGGGCUGGCCUAAAUUGAUGAUCAGAUUACAUAAAAGAAUGCACUAGGAAUGCAAUUUAUUUUAUCUCAGGACAUUGGAACAGGCAAUAUUUGAUACCGGAGCCAUGACUGGAUGUCCGUUUUGGAAGAACAAAUACCAAUUUAAUUUUACUAAACUGGCUUUGGAAGAUGAGGCAGAUGACAAAUCACAAGAAGGAUUAAACAAGGCUGGCAAAGGUGGUCUUAUCUAUGGCGAAUAUCUACAUCUGGAUAAAAUAUUGAAUGCACAGGAACUUCAGAGUGAAAAUAAGGGAAACAAAAUUCACGAUGAACAUCUGUUUAUUGUGACCCAUCAAGCUUAUGAAUUAUGGUUCAAGCAGAUCCUGUGGGAAUUGGAUUCUGUUCGAGUGAUAUUUGAGAAUGGCCAUGUGAGAGAUGAAAGAAACAUGCUGAAAAUGGUUACUCGGAUGCAGAGAAUUUCAAUAAUCCUUAAAUUGCUUGUGGAACAAUUUUCUGUCCUAGAAACAAUGACAGCACUGGACUUCUUUGACUUUAGAGAUUAUCUGAGUCCAGCUUCAGGAUUCCAGAGCUUACAGUUUCGAUUAUUGGAAAAUAAGAUUGGUGUCCCUCAAAGUUUGAGAGUUCCAUAUAACAGAAGGCACUAUCGGGAUAACUUCAAGGGAAAGGAAUAUGAAUUAUUGCUUAAAUCAGAACAAGAGCCAACACUACUGCAGCUAGUCAACGCAUGGCUGGAAAGGACACCAGGACUUGAACCAGAAGGAUUUAAUUUCUGGGGAAAAUUUGAAGCAAAUGUACUUAAUGGAUUACAACAAGAAUACGCAAUAGUACAGGCUAAAGAAGACUCUGAGGAAAAAGAAGAUCAAAUGGCAGAACUUAAGAAGCAAAAAGAAGUACUUAUGUCAUUAUUUGAUGAAAAACUCCAUGAACAUCUUUUUAGUAAAGGUGACAGAAGAUUGUCCUAUAAAGCAAUGAAAGGAGCCUUAAUGAUAUACUUCUACAGAGAGGAACCUCGCUUCCAAGUUCCUUUUCAGCUUCUUACUUCUCUUAUGGAUAUCGAUGUGCUAAUGACUAAAUGGAGAUAUAACCAUGUGUGUAUGGUGCACAGAAUGAUUGGCAGUAAGGCUGGGACUGGAGGUUCAUCAGGCUACCAGUAUCUACGCUCAACUGUGAGUGACAGAUAUAAAGUAUUUGUUGAUUUAUUCAAUCUUUCCACUUACUUGGUGCCAAGAAGCUGGAUCCCAAAACUGAAUCCAACACUUCAUAAAUUCCUUUACACCGCAGAAUAUUGUGAUAGUUCAUACUUCAGCAGUGAUGAUUCAGAUUAACAGCUUUCCUUAGACAAGUAUUACAAACCCCACACUUUUGAUAUAUUGAGCUCUAGUUUGAUAAUGGUGAUGGUGGGAUAAAAGCGUGGAAGUCAACACACCUAGAGGCACUGGUUUUUUUAAAAAGUAUACUGUGUAGAUUAAUUGUAUGUAUGUAUGUAUGUAUUUAUGCACAAUAUACAGUAACAUAGAUUUUAAUAUAUAUAUUUGAAUUAAGUAAUUAUAUAAAUAUGUAGAAAUAACCAACUCAAUUUUAAGCUUUACUUUUAUCAGUUUUACCUCAUUCAUUAGGAUGAACCAAGAUGUUUCUGAUUGUUGCAUUAAGUUUGUAAUAAAUAUAUGAUUUUAGGUUUAUUGCAGUUAAAUUAUGUCUUCAAAUUUCCUUAUGAAAGUUUGCUCCUGAAAAGAGUUUUAAAAAGUUGGAAUGGAGAGAGGAAGAAAAUUGCACUAUAUAUUAAAAAACCUGAAGAAACCAGAGAUUUAUAUAAAAUUUGCAAGAACAUGUUAUGCACAUAUUGGAAAAUGGAAGAAGUUUUUAAUAAAUGUUUUUGAAGCAAACUUCAUUUUUUUAAAAUAAAGAAAUGAGAACUAAUGUUAUCAGGAGAAACAGAAAAUUUGAAGGGAAAUGAGAUACUUAAGAAUUAUGAGAUAUACAUUAAAAAUGAUAGGUCAAAAUGAAUGGGUGCUUAAUGGACGGAAUACAAAGUAUGUGACCAGUUUAAAAAACGUUGAAGUAGUCUUUAUCAGAUGGUUGAUGGAAUUGACUGGCCUUCCUUUCAGAUAAAUUAGCUGAUCUGCAAUUAUGAUAAAUUUCCAUGUAUUUCUUUCUGUUAUUAUGAACCAAAGUAGAAAACCAUAGUGGGAGCAGUUUUUGAAGUUCAAAUGCAAAGAAAGUAAGAGUUUUUUUAAAAAUGUAUCUUUAUUAUUAAACAUAUCCGAUAAUAUUGA